Molecule: messenger RNA, 1928 nt
Organism: Poeciliopsis prolifica (blackstripe livebearer)
Lineage: Eukaryota; Metazoa; Chordata; Actinopteri; Cyprinodontiformes; Poeciliidae
Product: galectin-8-like
Exons: 9
Coding region: 50-982 (310 amino acids)
Molecular function (GO): carbohydrate binding
Source: RefSeq, a predicted model, not a curated record
AGUAAACAAAGAGCUGAACGUUUCUCAUUAACCGUUUGAACCCGUCAGAAUGUCGAUUUCUAACCCAAGACAAGUGUUUUCAAACCCGUUGAUUCCUUUCGCUGGCACCAUUCUGGGUGGUUUACUGCCCGAGGAGAUGGUUCUAAUCCAAGGUUCGGUACCAUCUGGUGCUGACAGGUUCCAGGUGGAUUUUACGUGCGGCAGCAGCGUGAAGCCGCGGGCCGACGUGGCGUUUCACUUCAACCCCAGACUGAACAAGAAACGCAUCGUCUGCAACACGCUGCAGAAGGAGCGCUGGGGCAGCGAAGAGAUCCUGUAUCAGAUGCCUUUAAAAGUCGGAGCUGCAUUUGAACUCGUCAUCCUGGUCCUGAAGGACAAGUACAAGGUUGCGAUAAACGGAGCGCACGUGUUGGAGUACAAACACCGCGUGGAUCUGAACCGGGUCGACACCAUCCUCAUCUCGGGGGCCGUGGCGGUUCAGGCUCUGGCCGUUGUUCCUCCUGCUUCUAGUCCUGCCGCUCCUGCUUCCAGUCUGACCAGCUCAGCCUCUGAGGCGAUUCUCUCAUUCAGAGAUCUGAAAGUUCCCUUCAAAGGGCAGCUGGAGUCGGGGUUAAAGGUCGGACGCAGCAUCGUCAUCAAAGGACAGACGAGUCCCAAUGCAAACAGUUUCUGCGUCAACCUGCGGGACGCCAGCGGCCGUGACAUCAUCGUCCACCUGAACCCCCGCCUGGCCAAACGGGUCUUCGUCAGGAACUCGUUCCUGUCCGAGUGCUGGGGCGCCGAGGAGUCGGACCUGGAGGCCUUCCCCUUCGCGGCGGGGAAGUACUUUGAGAUGAUCAUCCGGAGCGACACGCGGCACUUCAGGGUCGCCGUCAACGGAUGCCAUCAGUUCAACUACAAGCACCGAGUCCAGGACCUGAGCGCCGUCCGGCAGCUGGAGGUGGUGGGAGACGUGACGCUCAUGGAGGUCCAGAUGACCUGACCCAGAAACACAGAACCGCUGACCGGAGAACCGGGCUGUCCAAACUGGCUCAGGCGUUUCGGACCAGGGGGAAUGAGAACGGGAGCAAAACGCAGCCAGAAAACUCAGAAACAUUCUGGAAACUAAACUGGAAAUUUCUAGAAAAACAUGGAAAUUUCAAAAGUUGGGCAUUUAUCAGUAAAAAAACAAAAAAUUUCAAUUAAUGUCAAAAUAUAUUUUUUUUGAAAAAAUUGGAAAAUUUGACUUUUCAAAUUUUUUCAUGUUUUUCUGUGAAUUUCUGAUAAUCUGAAAAUUCAAACUGAGUUUUUUGGUGUAAAUCUAUUAAUCCUUUUAUUUUCUGAUCAUGUUCAUCGGUGUUUCUAUUCUAAUUUAUUAAUAUUAAAUGGGAAGCCAUUAAUGGAAAAGAAACAAAAAAAUCUCACUAUAUUUAGUGACUUUUUUCAUCCUAAUUCUGAAUUAGGAUGAAAUUAUCACAGUAUCUGCAGCCAAUAUUUACUUUCUUCAAAUAAAAAAUAUUGGCUGCAGAUACUGUAUAAAUAACUUGCAUCCUUCUGCAGCACCAAUCCGUCUGUUUUUGAGUAAUUCUAGGAUCUGCUUGGAUCAUUGAGGAGGUGAAAUAAGUUUUUGGCUUCUGGUUCUGGUUUGGAUGACAGAAGUUUGGACAUCCGGCCUGAAGCAUGACUGACGCCUCUGAUAUUAACAUUAAUAACUGCAGUGAUAUCUGCAUCAAUGUGGCGGAUUCCAGGCUCAGCGUGAAAUAAUCCUAAUGCUUAAUUACUUAUAACAUUGAAUGUUGCAUUACUGGCCUCUUAAAGAGGAAGAUAAUUGUUUUUUUGCACUUCAGGAUGUAAAGAUGUAAAAAGAAAAGAUGGUUAAUUCAUGUGGAUUGAUUUUGGUUUUAAUGUUCUGACUGAUGGAAAAGUAAACUACUAAGAAUUAACAACAA